AUGUCAACUCAACAAGGAAUACAAUUCUUUGAAGAAGUUAAUUCUAUUGAUGUUGGUAUCACUACGAUACAAACCAAUAUUGACCGAAUUCAAGAAUUAGAAUCAAAGAUUGUGAUUAGCACUACUUCAACGCAAGAGGAUGAAUAUAAUAAAGAACGUAGUAACCUGAUGGACAAUACAAAACAUCUCUUGUUACAAAUAAAAGACCGCAUCAAGAAACUUGAAUCUGAUAAUACUCGAUUACAAAAAUCCGAUCCGAAUAAUGCGAAUAUCAGUUCUCGGACGCAACAACACCUACGCCUUCAUGACAAAUUCAAUGGUAUUCUUAAUGACUAUCGUGGGAUCGAAGAUCAUUAUAUGAGACAACAAAAAGACAAAAUCAUUCGUCAAUACAGAGUUGCUAAUCCUCAAGCUACGCAAGAAGAAAUCGAAAAUUAUGUAUCUAAUUCGUCAAAUCAACCAGUGUUUGCACAUGCUGUACGCACUGGUGAGGCCCGUAAUGCAUUGGCAGAAGUUAAGAAACGACAUGGUAGCAUUAAAAAAAUUGAAAGCACCAUCACUGAACUAGUUUCUUUAGUCCAAGAAAUGGAGCUUACAGUAACUUCUCAAGAUCCUAUUAUCAGCGAUAUCGAAACCUCUGUGGAGAAAGUUACAGAUGAUUUUAAACACGCGAGUCAUGAUCUUGAAGAAGCUCGAAAAAGUUCAUUAGGUGCUAGAAAAAAAAAAUGGAUUUUCUUUGGAAUCAUAGCUUUUGUCAUAUUAAUCAUAAUCGCAAUUAUCAUAGCCAAGUUGCCUAGACAGACUAACGUCACCACAACUGUACCAGCUAAUAAUGUAGUUGUAUCGACCGUCAUACUUGUUAGCACUCCGAGCGAAAUUAAAAAAAUCAUCAGUUUUAAUAAAGAUACACCUACCAACGUUAUUGAUGAGGUAGAAGCAGAGAUUAAAAAGUCAGGUGGUAAAAUCACUGGCAAAACUACAAUUACAGGAAAAACUAUCAUGUAUACCAUACCCGAUGACGUCAUAACUACUUUUUCCACUACGGCUAAUCAAUAUAUUUCUGCAGACGAGUAUGAUGCCGUGGUUACUACACAAUGA
Cetraspora pellucida is the source of this 1098-nucleotide messenger RNA. The record is from the annotation of a GenBank genome assembly. Lineage: Eukaryota; Fungi; Glomeromycota; Glomeromycetes; Diversisporales; Gigasporaceae.